AUGAGUUCCGCCGGAAGCAUACGGUGUAUGCUCGUCGCGCUCGGCCCCGCGGGAUCCGGCACUCGCCGAAUAUCGGCACCCCACACUAGUAGAUCCAUGCCGAGCGUGGCGACCGUGCGAGAGUGGGUGAGCGCGACGUUCCUGUCGAGGCCGACGCCUUCCGUAGACGAAGCCGACCGGCCGUGCGAGCGAUGCGAGGCUUACGCGAAGCAGCUCGAGAAUGCACGUGUGGCUCUCGUGCUCGCGGACAAGCACAACGACACGGUGGUCAGAGCGCGCGAGGGGUUCGUUCAGAAGUUGGCAGACCAGAUACGAGUCCCGCUCCAUGCGGUGGAGCGGAUAUGCUCUGCGGUGGCCAAGAGACCGGACUCGUCCGCGGAUACGCGGAUCCAGAUGACGACCGUGUGCCAGACGGCGGGGGAGAUCCUGACCACCAUCAACGACCUGCUCCAGGUGGCGACCAUAGAAUCGGGUCGCUGGUGCAUGGAGAACGUGGCCUUCCAGCCCAAGAAGCUGCUCGACCUCAUCAUCAGAUUGCUCGGCCGCUCCAUAUUCGAGAAGCGUCUCACCUUCGAUCAGGAGGUGGACGCCAGCCUCCAGGGCUCGGUCGCGGGGGACGUGUCCCGGCUCAGGCAGCUCCUGCUCACCCUGCACGAGAUCCUGAUCGACGAGGCGGAACGAGGCGAACGGGUGGCCGUCACGGUCCGCGUCCUGAAGGAGGACGACCCCAUCCUCGCACAGAUGCCGCGCUCGAAGAGGUUCAUCGCGUGCAGCUUCGACAUGUGGCUCAUGCGGAAGGGGCGGGUGGACAUGGAGCCGGUGGACACCGGGCGCGAGGCGGAUCCCCGUCUCGUGCUCGAAGAAUCGAUAUUCCUGAAGAGCUUCUGCAAGAACCUGGCGCUCAGGGGUCAUGCGGUCGACAUCGCCAGGGACGUCGCCGAGAUCGUGGCGAUGGCGGAGUCGGGCUCGCUCCACCGCACCUACGACUGCGCCCUGAUCGACAUGAGCGACGGCUCCUUCGAGCUGGUGCGGAGCCUGCGUACCACGGAGCGGCGGACCGGCAUCCAGCGACUCCCCGUGCUGGUCUCCGUGGCGUACGGUACCGAUGAUUGGGAGAGGCGCUACCUGGACGCCGGGAUCGACGGCCACUUUCUCAAACCGUGCAGCGAGGACGUCAUCCUCGGCAGGAUCGGGGACACGAUCAGCGCGGUGAACGCCCUGGUCUCGAUCCACGAGGACAGCGUGAGCCAGGGCUCCUCGACGGACGGGGUCAACGUCGGGAGCCGCUCCAGCGAGAGCGCGUUCAAGAAUCUUCCCGAAACGCCUCUUUCAGGAGACAGAAGCGUUCGAUAG
This is a messenger RNA of Klebsormidium nitens, 1353 nucleotides long. The record is from the annotation of a GenBank genome assembly. NCBI's taxonomy places the organism in Eukaryota, Viridiplantae, Streptophyta, Klebsormidiophyceae, Klebsormidiales, Klebsormidiaceae.